Molecule: messenger RNA, 564 nt
Organism: Suillus paluster
Lineage: Eukaryota; Fungi; Basidiomycota; Agaricomycetes; Boletales; Suillaceae
Exons: 1
Coding region: 1-564 (187 amino acids)
Source: RefSeq, a predicted model, not a curated record
AUGGCGCCUCCCACUUCUCCUCACCAUACACACCCUAAAAAUGCAACUCAGCACCCUGGACUUGUGCUUCUUGAAGGUCAAAAGAAGCGACGUACCAAAGCCCAGAUCGCACAGGACAAGGAGCAUGCCCUGGAAGCACAGGCUAUCAAGGAAGCUACUGUGCAGUGUGGAGUUAAUUGGCUUGCAGGCAUUGAGGCUGCCAUGGAGGUGCAGCAGGCGACUGAGGCAGCCAACAGGGCAAAACCAGUAAAACCCUGGGCUAGACCAGUGAAGAAGAAGGAGAGUGUGAAGGAGAGUAUGCAAGGGGCAACUAGUGAGCUCACCUCAGAGAAUCAUCCAGUGCAAGCUGUAGUUCAAGAUGCGGGUGGUCACCGCACAGCUAAUAGCAUGGGUGUGGGUGCAGGCAAUGGCAAGGCAAUUGGAAACAAGGCAAUUGGAAAUGAGGCGGUUGGAAAUGAGGAGUUUGAGAACGAGGGCAGAAAGACAAAGAAGAAAAAGAAGGCCAACCCUACCAUAUCACGUGAAGCGAUAAGCGCUGCAACAAGGCAGAUCCAACAAGUUUGA